AUGUUUGAGUCACUUGUUGCAAAUUUAUUGAAUAGGUUCCUAGGUUCAUAUCUAGAGAAUUUUGAUACAAAACAGUUGAAUAUUGGUAUAUGGAGUGGUGAUGUUAAAUUAACCAAUUUAAGAUUGAAAAAGGAAAGUUUAGAUAAAUUGAAAUUACCAAUUAAUGUAACAUUUGGUCAUUUAGGAGUAUUAACAUUGCAAAUACCGUGGGCCAAUUUGAAAGGACAACCAGUUAGAAUUAUAAUUGAAGAUUUAUAUUUAUUAGCUACUCCAGCUAAUCUAUCAAAUUAUGAUGCAGAAGAUGAUGAAAAAAGACAAGAGGCUGUAAAGCAAGAUAAAUUAAAACAAUUGGAAACUUUUUUGGAAGCUCAAAGCGAAGAAUUGGGGAAAGAUUUGGUAGAUUCAACUUUUGCGGAAUCAUUAAUCACUAAAAUUGUUGAUAAUUUACAAGUAACUAUUAAAAAUAUACAUUUAAGAUAUGAAGAUGAAUCAGUGUUGACAGAACAUCCAUACUCACUUGGGGCAACUUUGGGAGAAUUAUCAGCUGUUUCAACCGACGAAAAUUGGAAACCAUCAUUUAUAGCGAUUACUCAAGUAUUUGCUAGAAAACUUUUGACAUUGGAAAAUUUAUCUUGUUACAUGGAUACUAAAUCUCCAGAAUUAAUCUCAAAAUUGGAUAAAAAUGAAACUCUUGACAAAUUCACAUCAAACAAUUUUAAUGAAGAAUAUUUAAUGAAACCAAUUAUAGGUAAUGGUAAAAUCACUAUACAUAAGGCAGGUGCCACAAAGAAUCAACCACAUAUUGUAUCAGAUUUAGCUUUUGAAGAAUUUGGAUUGGAGUUAAAUAGUCAACAAUAUGAAGACAUACUAUGGACAGCAUCAAAAUUCCAUUGGUAUAUGAAAACUGCAAAAUUCAGAAAAUUAAGACCCAAAGUACCACCAAGUGAAGAUCCUAAAACUUGGUUCAAAUAUGCUGCAGAAUGCGUACGUAAUGAAAUUCACGAAAAACACUAUAAAUGGAGUUGGGAACAUUUUGAAUUGAGAAGAGAUCAAAGACUUGCGUAUAUAAAAUUAUGGAAAUUAAAAUUAGACAAGAAAAUAAGUCCCGAGGAAGAGCAGGAAUUAAAACAACUAGAGUGGGAUUUGUCGUUUGAAGAUAUUAAAUUAUAUAGAUCACUUGCAAGAAAUGAAAUCAGAAAAUCAGGAAAAAACACUAGAUUAUUUGAUACUGAAGCUGCAGAUAAAAAUGAAAAACAGAAUACUGGAUGGUUUUCUGGUUGGUGGGGUGGCGGCAAAAAGCAAGUUGAAGAAGAAAAGAAGGACACCCUUGAAGCUGAUGGUGACCAUACAGCAGUUUCCUUAAAUGAUGAUCAAAGAAAAUCACUUUAUGAUACAAUUGAUUAUGACGAAAAAGCUCAAGCUACUGAUAUUGAUCUUCCUAUUGAUUGUGUCAAAACAAAAAUAUCAGCUGUAUUAAAUAGAGGUGGUUUAGUCAUAAAAAAGGAUUAUUCAUCAAACUUAGCUGAAAUUGCAUUUGAAGGCUGUGAAGCCAAAUUUUUUCAAAGACCAGAAUCAUUUUUAGCUUCUUUUCAAAUGUCAGAAUUUAAAGUUGAAGAUGGUACAAAUUCAAGCAUAUACAAACAUCUUAUAAGUGUUAAAGAAGCAUCAGAUGAUGAAGCUACUAAAUCUCAUGAUCCAUUUUUCCAGGUACUGUAUGAACAAAAUCCAAUCGAUGGUUCAGCAGAUUCUGAAUUGCUUGGUAGGUUAAAAUCAAUGACAAUUUUUUAUAACCCAAGAUUUGUGGAAAACUUGAUGCAAUUUUUUACACCACCUAAAAUACAUUUAGAUACAGUUGGUGCAAUUAUGAAUGCUGCAGAAUCUACAGUUGAAGGUUUAACAUCUCAAACAAGAAUGGGAUUAGAAUAUGCAUUAGAAGAACACAAGACAGUAAAUGUUAAAUUAGACUUACAAGCACCAUUAAUCAUUAUGCCAUUAGAUCCAUCAAGUUAUAAAUCACCUGUUGCAAUAUUAGAUGCUGGUCAUUUAAGUAUUGUUAGUGACUUAAUUGAGAAAUCUAAAAUCAAGGAAUAUAAAGAUAAAGAAAAAUAUACUGAUAACGAUUGGGAAAAUUUAAGAGAUUUGUUAUAUGAUCAAUUUAAGUUAAGUUUAGUUGAUGCACAAUUUUUAGUUGGUCAAAAUAUAAAAACCACCAUGGAACAAUUAUAUAAACAUGAUUCAGAAAGACCAGCUCUUAUGCUUGAUAAUUUAAAUUUGAAUGUGAAUUUAGGUGUAUCGAUAUUACCUGAUGCUAAAAAUUUACCUAAAAUGAGACUUGGAGGUAACAUUCCUAAAAUUAAAAUAGCAAUGAAUGAUUUUCAAUAUAAAACAAUUAUGAAUAUUCUUGAAGUUGCAAUACCCAAUACGGGAACAGAUAUUACUGAUGAAUCAAGUGUAUUUGCAACAUAUGGUAAUAACUCACCGCAAAAUAAUGAUCUAAGUAUUGAAGAUGACGUAUCUGGUGAUAAGAAAGAUUCAAAAGACGUUGAAAAGGAUAAUAAUGAUGAGCAAAGAUUAAUUGAGAUUGAUUUCAAGAUAAAUCUGAUACUUUUAUCGCUUUCAAGAUGUAUCAAUGGGGUUACAUUGGAAGCAGAACCUCUUAUAGAUAUAAUAGGAGAUGAUUUGUCUUUAUUACUUUUCAAAACAGAAACUGAUAUGCAAUUAGAUUUGAGUUUGCUGGACUUCAGUAUUAAAGACUGUUUAGAAAAAUCUGGUGUUGCAGAAUUCAAUAAUUUGAUGAGUUCAAAUAGUGAAUCAAAAUUGAAAAAACUAUUACUGCUUUCACUUAAAAGAGUUCAAAGAUUGGUUGAUUUUAAAGGAUCUAGGAUUGAAGUAUUUGAUCAAGAUAUUGAUUUACAAAUUGCCACAGUUCAAAUUGUAAUAACGAGAAAGUCCAUUUUGAGUCUUUUAACUUUUUGUAUGAAUACAUUUACGGAUCCUAAUGCACAACCUACUCCUGCUGAUGAAUUAAAACAUAAUGAUGCUAACGAAGAAGCAGCUCCACAAAAGAUCAAUAUGAAAAUAGGAUUAGAUAGUAUUAUAAUAGCAUUAAAUGAAGAUGGACUGAAAUUAGCUACAUUUGAAUUAAGUUUAGCACAAAUUUCUUUAUUACUUUUACCAGAAACUAUUGAUGUUGCCGGAAAAUUGGGUGCUUUAUCUUUGGUCGACAAUUACAAUUCUGUAUCUACUAAACUAAUACAUAUGGAUGGGGAUAAUUUAGCUGAAUUCAAAUAUAAAACUUUUGAUAUUCAUGGUAUCAAACCGUCAGAGGUCACUUUUAAGACAAGUUCUUUGUCAGUAAACUUUAUUGAAAGCUCAUUCAACAGACUUAUAUCAUAUAGUACUCAAUUUAUGCAAAUGAAAGCAAUUUAUGAUAGCACAAGAGAAGCUGCGAUGAAUCAAGCUUCCCAACUUCCAACGAAAAUCAAGUUUGAUAUUAUCGUUCAAGCGCCAAAUAUUACAUUCCCUAUUGGUUCAGCUGGUGAUAAAAUUGUAGUCGACUUGGGAGAAUUAUAUGCACAAAAUGAAUUUAAAGGUGAUAUAAAUGCUAUUGAAACUGGAAUAAGAAAUAUCAAUUUACAUUCUGAGUUUAAAUUUGAUAGAGUAGAGCAAACUUCAAAAAUUAUGGAUGAUUUAGAUAUUACAUUUAACGUUAAUUGGUGUGAAUCAUACAAAAAGGGCAUUCCAACUUUUGAUAUAAUAGGAAAAAUGCCAGAAUUAGAUAUAAUCUUAACCGAAUAUCAAAUCAAAUUAAUAACUCAACUUUUAACACUGAUAAGCGAAACAUUUGAUACUGAUAAUACAUCUACAAAUUUUGAAGAAAUUGAAGAGGAAGCAACUUAUGCAAAUAAAGUGCUUAAACAUAAUACAAAAAUCAUUCAAGGUAACAGUAGUGGUCAAGCACAAGCUCCAAAAGUAGAAGAUAAAAUUGCAAAUAAACAAGAAGUUCCAAAAGAUCAUCAAAUUGUGAAAUUUAAAUUUUCAGUACCAAGAAUAGCAUUAACACUUUAUAAUGACACAGUUGGUGUCGUAGAUAUAAGUUCACACAGUUUAUCAACAUUUUCAUUGAAUGAGUUCAAUAUAGACUUUGAUAUGGCUCAAGAUAUGCUGUUCGACUCAAAAUUAGCAAUCAAAUCAUUUAUUGUUGAGGAUACUAGACAAAAUACUAAUAGCAAAUUUCCAAUAUUAAUUCCAGCUGCAAAAGAUGUUGAUAAUCAAUUUGUUUUACAAUUAAGUUCCGAAGGUUCUGAUUCGAAUAAAUCAAUAACUACAAUUUUGACAGUCCAAAAACCAAAAGUUAUUUUAGCAUUGGAUUAUUUAAUUAAUUUGCAAGAUUUUUUGAUAAAAUCACAACCACCUCCUCAAAGACCAGAUAUAGUUACAAGGCAAUCAAGAAAGUCCGUUUCGCUGGUUUCAACCAAAAAUGAUAAACCCGAAGAGGAUGCAAUUACACCAACGAAAUUAGGUAUCUCAAUAAAUAUUACAGAUUCGUCUGUGUUUGUGUUAGCAGAUGAUUCAAGAAAAGAUACAGAAGCGAUUGCAUUUAAAGUUGAGCAGAUUUUAAUUACAAAACAAAAUAUACUAUCAAUAGCAACAAGUAAAAUUGGUUUGUACUUAGCAAGAAUGGAUGAUCCAAAGAAUGCAAGAUAUAGAAUUAUUGAUGAUUUUUCAAUUUCAUUUGCUUAUGAUAAUAGAAAAAGUACAGCUACUGAAUUAUUGGAUAAUAUUCAAGCAUCUAUUGAACCGUUAGUCAUUAGAGUUUCUGUUAGAGAUAUAAGAUUAGGUUUAUCAAUUGUUAAUAGAGCUAAAGAAUUAUUAACUUUGAAUAACACACCAAAAGUUGAAUCAGUUGAUGGAGAUGAAAGUUCAGCCUUAUCCGAAACACCAAGUGUUUUAUCAAAUUCAUUAAUUAGAACUGCCAAUAAUGAUGAUGGCUCUGAACAACCAGUUCAUGGAAAGAAAGUAACGGUCAGAGGCGAAGAAGCAACUAUCAGUUUUGGUGGUCUUCGUUUUGUCUUAAUUGGUGACGUUUCAGAAUUACCUGUGAUUGAUGCUAAUUUAAAACCAUUUGAAUUUCAUGCAAUUAAUUGGUCAACUGACUUAAGUGCUGAAGUACAUCUUGAAACUUAUUUAAAUAUUUUCAACUAUGCCAAGUCUACUUGGGAACCAAUGAUCGAACCAUGGCCGAUUGCAAUUUAUGCUUCACAAAAGCAAGCUCCAGAUCCAAAAUUACUCGUUGAAGUUGUAUCAAGACAACUUGCUGAACUUACUAUUACAUCAAGAUCAGUAGCUUUAUUAUCACAAAUGCAAUAUCUUCUAAGUACUGAUCAACAAUUAAAACCCAGAGGACAGGAUUAUCCAUUUAUCAUCGUGAAUGACACAGGUUUAGAUAUAUUAGCUUGGACUGAUGGUCAAAAAGAGAAAACUGAAACUACAAUUAAAAAUCUAGAGUCAAAACCAUGGACAUUUGAAGAUUGGAGAAAGAUUCGUGAAAAUUUAGAUGCUGAUACAGCAAGUACAUUGGGUAUAUCGUUUAAAAAUGACUCUUAUGAUAGUAUUAAUCAAAUUUCUGCAGCAGGUGUUGGAGAAGAAUUAUUUAUAUUAAAACCUCCAGUUAAUGGAGUUCACAAUAGAUUAUGUGUAAAUAUUACACUUAGAGAAGAUUAUGUGAAAGUUAUAACUUUAAGAUCCACUAUAUUAAUUGAAAAUGAUGCUGAUGUUCCAAUAGACAUUGAAAUAGCUGACGAAAACGGCAAAACAGAAUUAUUAAUUAAAUCGAAACAAAAUCUUGCUGUUCCAAUAGACUACGUAUAUAAAGGAAAAUUAAGAAUGAAGCCUCAUUUACAUACAUCUUAUAAUUGGUCUGAAGAAUUUAUAGAUUGGAAAGAAGCAAUGAAAAGAGGUGGCGAAAUCGCUUUCAAAUGUCCAGCUACUAAAAGGGGUGAUACAUCUGUAUAUUAUUUCCAGACUGAAGCCAGUUACGAUAAACAAGAACCUUUAGCUCAAGUUUACCCACAUUUGAAACUUAUUAUAUCUGCUCCUUUAGAAAUUGAAAAUUUAUUACCUUAUGAUUUUACCUAUCGUUUAUAUGAUAAAAAUUCUAGAAAAGAAUGGACUGGAGAAGUUAAAAAGGGAGUUAAAAGUUAUGUACAUGUCGCAAGUUUGAAAAAUCUAUUGUUGUUGAGUAUUGAACCAUUAAAUUGUGAAUAUGGAAAAUCUGAAUUUGCAAUAAUAAACGCUGCAAGGCGUGAUGAGUUUAAAAGAGAGCAGACCUUUUCACUCAGGGGAGACAACAGGUUAAAAUUAAAUAUUCAUUACCCGAAGAAACAAGCUGAUAGUACAAGUUUGAAAGUUGUUAUUUACAGUCCUUAUGUUAUUCUUAAUAGAUCUAACUUGAACAUUUUUGCUAAUGAUCAUGGAAAUAUUUUUGAAUCAUUAGGUAAGACAAUUAACUCAGAUCCUAUAAAUCCAACAAUGUUUUCAUUUAAUAAAGAUGGAGAUAAGAGAAAUAGAGCAACUAUUAAAACUGAUGACACAGUUUGGUCAGCUCCAAUAAGUUUUGAUACGAUUGGUCAAUCUAGUCAUUUAAGUUUACAAUUGUUAGGAAAACAAAAAGAAAUAAAUUUAGGUGUAACUAUCUCCGAAGGAGAAGGUGCUUACAAUUUGACAAAAACUGUAAUUAUUGCUCCAAGAUAUGUCUUGAUAAAUAGGGUUAAGGAAGAUUUGUUGAUUGUUGAAGAAGGUGUAUCAAAAGAAGUCGAAGUCAAACCGGAUUCUUCAAUUCCGUUAUACGGAAUGCGUUGCUUGCCUAAGAAGAAUUUAAUGAUGAAAUUUAAACAAUCCUCCAGAUGGUCACAACCUUUCAGUAUUGAUAAUGUUGGUCUAUUAUUCAUCAAAGUCCAAAGAAAAGAUGGUGUUCAAAUGCUAUUAAAAGUCACUUUACUUUUGGAAGACGCAACUAUGUUUAUUCAUAUUGAUGAUGGUAAUAAUCAAUGGCCAUAUGCAAUUAAAAAUUAUACUGAUGAAGAAUUUUACAUUUAUCAAGGUAAUCCUAAUGUUAAUGCAAAUGGAGAAAUUGUCAAAACAGAGACGCCAUAUAAACCUAUAUAUUACAGGAUUCCACCAAAGAGUAUUAUGCCAUAUGCAUAUGAUUAUCCAAAUGCAAUUUUAAAAGAAUUAAUAGUUAAAUCACAUGGUCGUGAAAGAGCAGUUAAUCUAGCUGAAAUUGGAAACUUAAAACCAUUUAGAUUACCUCCAACUGAUAAUCGUGAACAAACGAUUAUUGAUUUAAAUGUUGCUGCUGAUGGACCAACUCAAGCUUUAAUUAUCACAAACUAUGAUCCAUCAAAGAGUUUAUAUAAGGUAAAGUCUGGAAAUGCAUCAAAUGCCACUGUUUCAACUAGUCAAGAUCAAUUUGUUGAAACUAAUGCAGAGGAUAAUUAUCAUACCCAAUUUGUUACUAAAUUCGAGGGUUUCGGUGUUUCGCUUAUAAAUACAAAGGAAAAAGAAAUAUGUUACAUAACUUUAAGAGGAUUAGAGUUAAGAUAUAACGAAUCUAACUUGUAUCAAAACUAUAGUUUGAAACUUAAAUGGAUGCAAAUUGACAAUCAAUUAUAUGGUGCAAUAUUCCCAAUUAUAUUAUAUCCAACAGUUAUUCCAAAUUCAGGUAAAGAAUUAAACGAACAUCCUGCAUUUUCUACCUCGAUUUGUAGAGUUAAAGAUGAUGCUCAUGGUGUAUUGUUUCUCAAAUAUGCAACAGUUUUAUUACAAGCAUUAACAUUAGAAAUUGAUGAAGACUUCUUGUAUGCAUUAAUUGAUUUUGCAGAAUUCCCAGGAGCUGCAUGGAAUAAAGAACAAAUCGAUAGAUUAUAUGAUGGAAGUCUUGACAUACCAGAGCCUGAACAAUUAAAUGAUGCAAGUGAUAUGUACUUUGAAGCAUUACAUUUACAACCAAUACAAGCAAAUAUUUCAUUUGUUAGAACCGAAAGAAUAGAUGUGGAAGAUAAAACUUCAUCUCAGAAUGCUUUGAUGUUUUUUUUGAAUGUUUUAACUAUGGCAAUUGGUAACAUUAACGAUGCACCAAUUAGAUUAAAUGCAUUAUUUAUUGAAAACAUCAGAGUUCCAACUCCGAUUUUGCUUGACUCUAUUAGAACCCAUUACAGUCAAGCUUUCUUUUAUCAAAUUUAUAACAUUUUAGGGUCUGCUGAUUUCAUAGGUAAUCCUGUUGGAUUAUUCAAUUUACUUUCUUCAGGAGUGAUGGAUAUAUUUUACGAACCAUAUCAAGGAUUUAUUAUGAGUGAUCGUCCACAAGAAUUGGGAAUUGGGUUAGCCAAAGGUGGUUUAAGUUUUUUAAAAAAAUCAGUAUUUGGUUUCUCAGAUUCGAUUUCAAAAGUCACUGGUUCAUUAGCUAAAGGCUUAACUGUUGCCACAAUGGACCCUAAAUUCCAAGAGAGACGUCGUUUACAAGUUGCUCGUAGAAAUAAACCAAGACAUGCCUUGUAUGGCUUUACAUCUGGUGCUAAUUCAUUUUUCGAAUCUAUUUCUUCAGGUAUUGAAGGAGUAGCUAGUGCUCCAAUGGAAGGUGCUGAACAAGAUGGAGCUGCUGGUUUUUUCAAAGGUUUAGGUAAAGGUUUAAUUGGUCUUCCUACAAAAACAGCAAUUGGAGUAUUUGAUUUAGCUUCGAAUGUGAGUGAGGGAAUUAGAAAUACUACAACAGUUUUUGAUGGUGAUGGAUUAGAUAAAGUAAGGUUACCAAGAUAUGUUAAUCCUGAUGGAAUUAUUAAACCAUAUUCUGAAAGAGAUUCACAAGGUCAAUAUUGGAUGGUUAAUAUAGACAAUGGAAGAUUUUGGAAUCAAACUUAUUUAGGACAUUUGAUUUUACCUGGUGACGAAAUGGCAGUAUUGUUAACUUUCAGAGAUAUCAUUUUAUUUGAUAUAAAGACUUUGUCAUCAAGAUGGUGUAUUAAAUUUGAUACAAUAAAAUCAAUAUCAGUUGAAAAUACUGGAUUAACUAUAGAUUUGAAAAAUAGAAAAGGACCGUUCAUUCCAAUACCUGAACGAAAAAAUAGAGAUUAUUUGUAUGAAAAAAUUGCAGUUGCUGUUAAAGAAUAUAAUAAGAGUUGCCGUGUAACUUUAUAA
Messenger RNA from Lodderomyces jiufengensis, 9195 nucleotides. It is a transcript of the gene VPS13, whose product is annotated as membrane morphogenesis protein. Gene Ontology annotation, cellular component: extrinsic component of membrane. The transcript has a single exon. The coding region runs from base 1 to 9195 and encodes 3064 amino acids. NCBI's taxonomy places the organism in Eukaryota, Fungi, Ascomycota, Pichiomycetes, Serinales, Debaryomycetaceae. Gene Ontology annotation, biological process: protein targeting to vacuole; late endosome to vacuole transport; mitochondrion organization. The record is from RefSeq and is a predicted model, not a curated record.